CACAGGAACUGUGUUUCCUUGGUGUCCAUGCAGAUCCGGGAGCUUGUGCAACUAAAAUAUUUUCCUUCAGUUCUUAGAAACCAGAGAGUUGACAAGGUAACAACUCCUCCAUACUAGCUCUGUGGAGUGUAAACUUAGACACCAUGUGGAAACAGAAACAGAGGAGUCUUAUGGAUUCUUCUGCUCCUCUGAUUAUACUGCUAAUGUUGCUAAUGCUGUUGCAACUUCUGGCUGUAAUGGCAAUAGCCAGAGUGGAGAAUUUUACAAGAUCAGACUUCCCAGUUGACUUUAUCUUUGGUGCCGGCAGUUCAGCAUUUCAAGUAGAGGGGGCUGCCCGUGAAGAUGGAAGGACGCCUAGCAUUUGGGAUACCUUCGUUUAUGCCAAUAAGGGGCUUUCUCAUGGAGCCUCCGGAGACAUAGCUUGUGAUCAGUAUCACAAAUACAAGGAAGAUGUUCAACACAUGGUAGACACAGGUCUGGAGGCUUACAGAUUCUCUAUUUCCUGGUCAAGACUUAUUCCUGAUGGAAGAGGCCGUGUCAACCCCAAAGGUUUAGAAUAUUACAACAAUCUUAUUAAUGAACUCCUAAUGCAUGGAAUUCAGCCACAUGUCACGCUUUUUCACUUUGAUACCCCUCAAGUUCUUGAAGAUGAAUAUGGGGGAUGGCUCAGUCGGAAGAUAGUGAACGACUUUACCGCCUAUGCUGAUGUGUGCUUCAAGGAAUUUGGAGACAGGGUUCUGUAUUGGACUACCAUAAAUGAGGGUAAUAUAUUUUCCAUUUGUGGUUAUGAUAAUGGAAUCGGACCCCCAGGGCGCUGCUCUUUUCCAUUUGGACUGAACUGCUCUGAGGGUAAUUCCAUAACUGAGCCAUAUAUUGCUGGUCACAACAUGUUGCUGGCACAUUCAUCUGCUGUGAAGCUAUACUACAAAAAGCAUAAGGCGACUCAACGGGGUUUUGUGGGACUAAACAUCUAUGCUUCUUGGUUUUCUCCAUAUUCUAAUGCUACAGAAGAUAUAAUUGCAACUCAAAGAGCCAUUGAUUUUUACAUUGGUUGGUUUCUCCAUCCAAUGGUGUUUGGAGACUAUCCUGACAUCAUAAAGAAGAAUGCUGGCACAAAGAUUCCAGCACUUACUCCGAGUGAAUCUAGGCUACUUAAGGGCUCAUUUGACUUUAUAGGGCUGAACCAUUAUUCAACACUCUACGUCAAGGACAGUCCUAGCAGCCUUAAUAUGAAUAUCAGGGACAUAGUUGCUGAUAUGGGAUUAAGCGCUCUGGUUGAGCCAGAAGAUGCAUCAGAAAAUCAGAAUGAUGAUACAUCAUCCAGUCUAUCCGGAAUUCUGGAGUAUCUCAGGAAUGUAUAUGCCAAUCCACCUACUUAUGUCCAUGAAAAUGGUAAAGGAACUGAGCGCAAUGGAACACUAAACGACACAUCAAGGGUGAAAUAUAUGUAUUCAUAUAUCAGGACCUUGCUUGAUGCCAUAAAGUAAGCAUGUGCAACAUUGAAUUAGGGUCGCUUC
Messenger RNA from Coffea eugenioides, 1517 nucleotides. RefSeq names its product beta-glucosidase 11-like. The record is from RefSeq and is a predicted model, not a curated record. NCBI's taxonomy places the organism in Eukaryota, Viridiplantae, Streptophyta, Magnoliopsida, Gentianales, Rubiaceae. The transcript is spliced from 12 exons. Gene Ontology annotation, molecular function: beta-glucosidase activity. Gene Ontology annotation, biological process: carbohydrate metabolic process. Bases 144 to 1487 code for a protein of 447 amino acids.